Molecule: messenger RNA, 1478 nt
Organism: Erythranthe guttata (spotted monkey flower)
Lineage: Eukaryota; Viridiplantae; Streptophyta; Magnoliopsida; Lamiales; Phrymaceae
Product: serine carboxypeptidase-like 48
Biological process (GO): proteolysis
Cellular component (GO): vacuole
Molecular function (GO): serine-type carboxypeptidase activity
Source: RefSeq, a predicted model, not a curated record
AUGCAACCAUCAAUCUCUCAUGGCUUUCUUUCUCUACUUGUCAUUUUCUAUUUCUCCAUUUUCUCAAAGGCAGAAACCACUAAAACUGGCCAUUUUCCCACAUCAUCAACAGUAGAAACAAUUAUCAGAGAGUUGAACUUAUUUCCCGAGCUUUCUAAAGAAGAAUCUUCGAUUAAUGAACCAAAACUCGUAGAAAAACGUAUUCGAUUUCCCGUUCUUAGUGAUAAAGGUGCCAAUGUUAAGAACCUCGCGCACCAUGCUGGCUAUUUUAAACUUCCACACGCUAAAAAUGCAAGGAUGUUUUACUUUUUCUUUAAAUCGAGGAACAACAAGAGUAACGACCCUAUCGUUGUGUGGUUAAGUGGGGGGCCAGGGUGCAGUGGUUCGUUAGCUCUGUUUUAUGCAAAUGGCCCUUUUCGAUUGACAAACAAUUUGUCACUUAUAUGGAAUAAUUUUGGCUGGGACAAGGUUUCGAACCUCAUAUAUGUGGAUCAGCCAAUCGGAACAGGAUUCAGUGAUACUUCUUACAACGGAGACUUCCGCGAGAGCACAGAGGCAGCAAGCAUAGAUUUUUACGACUUCCUUCAGGCGUUCUUCAAAAAGCACCCUCGAUAUGCAAAGAACAAGUUUUAUAUGACGGGAGAAUCAUAUGCGGGACACUACAUUCCAGCUUUUUCUGCUCGAAUUCACCAGGCCAACAAAAACAAGAAAUCCACUUACAUAAACAUCAAAGGAUUAGCUAUUGGCAAUGGAAUGACAGAGCCAGAGAUACAGUUCAGAGCUUUCCCCGAUUAUGCUUUAGACAUGAAAUUGAUCAAUAAUUUGUCUUACCACCGCCUCGUUAACUCAUUCCCUCCAUGCCAGAAGCAAAUAAAACUCUGUGGCAGCAAUGAUUCAUCAAGCUGUCUAUUAGCGGUGACAUACUGCAACGGCAUAAUUAAGGAAAUACUUCGUGAAGCUGGUGGCAAUAUAAAUUACUACGAUAUUAGAAAAAAAUGCGAAGGACCUCUAUGCUACGACUACUCAAACAUGGUGAAAUUCCUAAACCAAGUAGGCGUCAGAAAAGCUCUCGGUGCAGGAAAUACGCAAUUCGUGCCGUGUAGUGCGGCGGUGCACAAUAUAAUGGCUAAGGACUUGAUGAAGAGCUUUGGUGACCGUAUUCCGGCAUUACUAUUGGAUGGAGUCAAAGUACUCGUAUAUGCAGGGGAGUAUGAUCUUCUGUGCAACUGGCUUGGGAACUUGAGAUGGGUUACUGCAAUGGGGUGGUAUGGUCGGAAGAAUUUCGAAUUAGCUCCAUCAAAUCCAUUUGUGGUGGACGGUGUGAAGGUUGGAAUCAAGAAAAACUACGGUUCUCUUACUUUUCUCAAAGUAUUUAAUGCCGGUCACAUGGUUCCGAUGGAUCAGCCAAAAGCUUCGUUGGAGAUGUUAACAAGGUGGAUGAAAGGCAAGUCGCUAUGAGAGGUCACUUGGUAUCGAGA